UCAGUUUCAAAUAUAUAUAGCUAUACCAAGACACAACUUUUUGAAUACUAAACGAAAGAAAACAGAAAAAAAGCACACAAGAAACAAUUAAGUACAAAUAAUUGUAUACAACAUAUUGUGUUUUGUGCAAAGUCGGCUAAUAAUGCGCCCGGUUCUAUUCCAAUUUUACACAGUCGAAAUUUUACUUAACAUGAUAUUGAUGUUCUGCCAUAUACAUGGAUUUCUGAGGCAAUCUCUGGAUUUUUUACCGCUCUGGUCACUUAUUUGCCACUAUUUCAGUUCGGCCGCUUUCUAUAUAUUCACGGUGCUAACAAUUUUUGCAAGUAUCAACAUCUGCACGGGACAUCAAUUUUCAAUUGUUGAAGAAAUCGUACGCACCAUGGUUGGCUUUUUGUUGUACAUUUUCAUAUCGCUGAUGAUCCUGGAGAAUGCAGAGCGCGACUUUUAUUUGUUCAACGCAAAGGGUGAAUCUCGAUUGGAAGUGGAGAAGCCACUGCAUCCAGUCUUUCAAUAUAUGCGUGUACAGGCUCUCUGCGCUCUGGUUUGCGGCGUCAUCUAUCUGCUGCACGGCGUCAUUGUCAUUGAUGUACUAAUGUCCACCGAACAGCGGCCAGAUGAGGAUGACAGUGACUACGAUGGAGAUUAUGAUGGUAAUAUACCCGUUCGUCUGUAUGUCCUCGGCGAGGUAGUUCAGUCGCGUCUCCAGCGUUACGAAUGGUUCAAUGAUUUCGAUCUCGGUGAAAAUAUGGAUAUUUAAAAAAUUACCAUUCCAAUAUAAUAUAUUGUAUUUAUAUGUAUAUGUAUGUAUAUAUCUAAUAACUUUUGGCAAUGCGCUUUUACUAAACUUUUGACCGUAUGACGUCAGUAA
This is a messenger RNA of Drosophila montana, 868 nucleotides long. RefSeq lists its product as uncharacterized. Lineage: Eukaryota; Metazoa; Arthropoda; Insecta; Diptera; Drosophilidae. The record is from RefSeq and is a predicted model, not a curated record. The coding region runs from base 143 to 757 and encodes 204 amino acids. The transcript has a single exon.